AUGAAUCAUUCUUAUAAUAAUCCUUUCGCCGCCGCCGCUCCCGCCGCCGUGCCUCCUGCGCCCGACCUCAGAAUCCAAUUCGGAUCCAUUUACAUUCCCAAGCAAAACUCGUUCGGACCACAAGGAGAAGACGCUCACUUCAUUUCCACACCAGACAAAGUCUUCGGAGUCGCGGACGGCGUCGGCGCUUGGGCAGAGGAAGGCAUCGACUCUGGCGAGUACGCCAGAGCAUUGAUGGCGAACUGCGCCGCCGCGGCAAAGGCGGACGUCGAUGCGGAUCCAAGGAGGAUUCUUACGAAAGGCUUCAUGAAAACGACGAAGAUUCUCGGAUCCUCAACAGCCUGUAUUAUGGCACUGAGAGGCAAUGCCUUGAAAGCAGCGAACAUAGGCGAUAGCGGAUUCAUGAUCUUCAGAGAGAAGAAGCUAAUCUUCGUAUCGGUAUCGCAACAGCACCGAUUCAACUGUCCUUUUCAAUUGAUGGAUGGAUAUUUUCUGGAAUUGCCGGUACAGCCAUGGGAGUGCAGAGUGGAGGUUUGGCCGGGAGAUAUCGUGGUGGCCGGUACGGAUGGGUUAUUGGACAACGUUUUCGCGAGUGAGAUCGAGAAGGUUCUAAAAGAGGAAGAACGAGUUGACCCGGGGAAAUUAGCAUGGCGAUUGGCUGAGUUAGCGUUGAGGAACUCAGUUGAUAAGCGUAGAACGACACCGUUCUCGGCUGCGGCUAGAAGGGCGGGGUUGUGGUGUGAGGGAGGGAAGAUUGAUGAUAUUACGGUAAUUGUUGGACACGUUCAAGAAGCCAAAGCUAAGUAUUCGCGAACCUAA
Molecule: messenger RNA, 819 nt
Organism: Cucumis melo (muskmelon)
Lineage: Eukaryota; Viridiplantae; Streptophyta; Magnoliopsida; Cucurbitales; Cucurbitaceae
Product: probable protein phosphatase 2C 55
Exons: 1
Coding region: 1-819 (272 amino acids)
Source: RefSeq, a predicted model, not a curated record